Saitoella complicata NRRL Y-17804 is the source of this 783-nucleotide messenger RNA. RefSeq names its product alpha/beta-hydrolase. The record is from RefSeq and is a predicted model, not a curated record. The transcript is spliced from 2 exons. Gene Ontology annotation, molecular function: arylformamidase activity. The coding region runs from base 1 to 783 and encodes 260 amino acids. Lineage: Eukaryota; Fungi; Ascomycota; Saitoellomycetes; Saitoellales; Saitoellaceae.
AUGUCGGAAUCACCAAUAAUCGAAACCAUCUCCUCCGUCCCCGGCGGCCACCCCUUCCAAUCCCUCGACAUCCUCCGUCCUGCAUCCUUCGACUCCUCAACCGUCUCCCGCUGGGUCAUCUUCAUCCACGGUGGUGCAUGGCGAGAUCCAAACAACACCAGCAAAGACGGACAUCCACUCCUCACCUCCCUCCUCUCCACCACCACAACCACCACUUCCCCUCCCUUCGGGUGCGCAUCACUAAACUACCGUCUCUCACCCGACGUAACACACCCCGCUCACCUGGAUGACUGUAUCUCCGCUCUCCGCCUGCUACACGAGCAAUAUGGUAUGCAAGAGUAUAUCCUCGUCGGGCACUCCGCCGGUGCGACACUGGCAUUCCAAAUCGCCCACGCCCUUUCACCCUCACAGAAAGGAGACCUCGGAACCCUGAAAUCAUUAAUAUGUACAGAAGGCCUCUACGACCUCGCUGAUCUAUGCACGGAAUACCCUGACUACACCUCCUUUGUCGAAUCCGCAUUCGACUCGGUCCGUGCCGCAUCGGUCGCAAGUCCGGUGAAUCUGUUAGAAGGUGUGGAGAAAGAGGGGGUUGAGGUUGUGUUGGUGCAGAGUAUGGAAGAUGAGUUGUUGAGUCCGUGGCAGACGGGUCUUAUGGAGGAGAGGUUGGAGAGGAGGGGGUGGAGUGUUGAGGUUAGGGGGGCGGCGGGGAAGCAUGAUGAGGUGUUUGUUGGACCUGAAGUAGUUGAAGUCGCUAGAGAGGUGAUCGAGAAGGUGUGGUCGUAA